Molecule: messenger RNA, 1740 nt
Organism: Diabrotica virgifera virgifera (western corn rootworm)
Lineage: Eukaryota; Metazoa; Arthropoda; Insecta; Coleoptera; Chrysomelidae
Product: transcription factor A, mitochondrial
Exons: 4
Coding region: 147-923 (258 amino acids)
Molecular function (GO): transcription cis-regulatory region binding
Source: RefSeq, a predicted model, not a curated record
CUGAGCGUGAGCGUUCUUUUUUUCUAUUUUUGAUAUCCAAACUUAACCUAUAAAGUGUGCGUUUAAUUUUUUCAUUGUGUUUGUCUAUUUUUGUGGACGAAUUAUCUAUAUAUGGAUUAAUUUCUUGAAAAGUGUUCAACAGAAAUAUGGCUGGUCAAGGAUUUUUAUUCAAAACAUUCAAUGUUUUCAAUAGCAGAAUUAUAUCUGCAAAUAGGUUAAAUGUGGCAAAUUUCCAAACCCCCACCAGGACCAUAAAAACAGAGACUAAGGAAAGACUCAAAUCCUUAAAUAUUCCUGAAAAGCCGAAGAAACCUUUAACGCCCUAUUUACAGUAUGUUAAUCAAAAGCGAAGUACUAUAGUUAAGGAAAAUCCCAAUAUACUUCCCAAAGAUGUAUUAAGAAAACUCUCAGAAGAAUGGAAACAAGUGACUGAAGAAGAAAAGGAGAAACUGAAGGAAAAGUAUCAAAAAGAAGCAGAGAUAUAUGAUAAAGACAUAUUAAAAUUUAAUACAGCUUUAACUGCAGAACAGAGAGAAAUCUUGCAGAUAGCUAAUAAUGAAAAGAAAGAAGACAGAAAGAAAAGGAAGAUUACGAAGUUAUUAAAAGAAACUCACAAACCCAAAAAACCACAGGGUCCUUAUCUGUUAUACCUCCAAGAACAAAGUAAAAUUAGAAAUGUUCCUCUUAAUAUCCUGAUAAAGACUGUAAAGAAUGACUGGGCGCAGGUAUCAGACAGCCAGAAGGAGAAAUAUAGAGCUCAAUACGCUAAGGAACAUGAAAAAUAUGAGAUAGAAUUAGAAAAUUGGGAGAAGAAAAUGAUCAGCGAAGGCCAUCCAGAAUUAGUUAGAGUCAAGCACAGAGUUCCAGAAGAGAGGCCAUCUAGGAUUCUAGACCUGAAGGGGAAGAAGCCUAGUAAACAAUAGGAAUUCGAGUGUCUUCACUCAGAUUCAUCUGCCGCUACUGCGGGUGAAGACACGUUUCAUAUUGAAACAAAGAAACAAACUGAGAAAGAAUGUCUCGAAAAUAUGAAUAAAAAUCAACAAAACUCGAUAAAUUCAGAAAAUAGUCUCAUCACCGGGAACCCGAUAAAUUCAGAAAAUAAUGUCAUUACAGGGGCCAAUUCCCAGGGAUCUAUUUCUGAUAAUAAUCAUUUUAAAAGAAGUGAAUCUGUAAAAGAUUCUAAAGAUCCUGAUAAUUUAAGUUCUCGUUCUGUUUCUUUUGAUCGGAUAAAUGAAGUGGCAGAGAAAACCAGCUCAAAGGCUAACUAUUCCAUUAAAGAGGAAGAUAAACCAACACCUUCAGAGUUACCGGAAGAUAAGAAAGAUAAUCAAGCGAAAGAAGAAAAAAGGGACGGUCUGGUCAAAACGUUUUGGAAGUUCUUCAAAAAAUCCUAAUUUAGAAUGCGAAAAAUUUAGAUUUUGUUUUAGUUUUAAGUACGGGUGAGAAAUGACGUGAAGAUUUUUGUUUAUUUUAUGCUUAGAUUAAAUACAUAUACAAUAUAUCUGUUUUAUGAUGUAAACGUGUUAAGGUUUUUUAAAUUUAUAAAAAAGAACGUAUUUUUAAUAUUCUAUUAAAAGUCACCCUUGCUAUUCUGGAAGAGAAUUGAUGGCCAAAUAUCCUAGUUCUAUACAUAUCAAGUCUUCCCACUGAAUCUUCAUUUAGUUUCUUUGUUUAAUAAUUUUAAGUUUAAGAUUUAUGAGAUAAGUUUGAUAAAUAAAUAAUAAAUGUGUGUUGCUAUUA